AAGAGUCGAACCGGGACGGAGAAGCUAUGCGUAAAUAAUACUGACUAUCGAAGCACGGAUCAGUGUCGGUGUUUCGCGGUGAUGACGAGACUGUGAUUUACGUUUGUGGAAUUUCCAAGUUUUACGCUAGCCAUUGUUUUCCGUGAAAUGAAAUUGGAGCGGGAAUCAACGACACCAUUCCUGAACGCGGAUAACGAGUCCAAGAUAGAGCCGGAUGAAACGGUGGCGGAAAUGUCAGGGUUUUCCAGAAGAAAUUGGAUCGGAAAGCUCGGGAAUUAUUCACCGUGCAAACACCAAGUUUCGAGUAGCCCCUCGAGGAUGAACGCGACAAGAGCCCUGGAGAAGGAUAGUAUUGGCGACAACUGUGAGCCUCGAAACGGGACUCUGACUUGUCGCGAAAGUUACGGAUCGUCCGAAACCACUCAAGAGAUGCCAGACCUGGAGAGCAUUAUACGCGAGUUCGAGAUGGGCUUUCUGUCGCCGACGAAAGAAGAAGAUCCCGAUGUCGAUGCCGCCAAGCGAAGCAACUUCGUUAAGAAGAUCGUUGCAGCGUUCGAGGUCAAGUACAAGACUUACAACGAUCUCAAGGUAGCCCGAGAAGCCACGGAGAACCAAGGGCGAGAGGACAUGAAACGGGAGUCCGUAACGAUGAAAGUGGUUAAACGGAGAUCUGCGAUGUUUGGCAACCUUUCGAGCAACAGUUACGAGGAGUCGAAAGAAAAUGGAAAGGCACCGACAGGAAAGUUUGGAAUCGUUUGGACGCCUUCGAAUAAUAAUUCCGAAGACUCGAAGGGGAAAGGGAAGCCUCUCGAGAUCGCCGACAACAAGGUCGGAGAUGGCGUCGAUGUUUUAGAGGAAACGGUAAAUGGCGAGAAAAGUUGUAUCCUCUCGAGUCCAGGAGCCAAGUCCGAAGAUUCCAGGAGCUUCAGGACAUCGAGUUCGCAUUUUGAUCCGAUAUCUUUCAGCGACACGAGAAUAAUAGAUUCGGUGGACCUCGACGUGACUAUUCCGGUUCCGGAUGAGGGGAUAUUCGUCGAGGUGAACGGUUUUCGGAAGACAAGCACGAUGAUCGGGGAGUUGCCGCCAACGGAAACUGUUAAAAACGAGACUCGGCAGGUGUCGUUUGCCGACAAAACGCCGAAAAUUGUCGGGGCGUUUUUGAAGAAGCCUAUCGAGGUCGAAGACACGUCCAUCGAUUGGAUACCAAUCACCGGAAAGCGACUGCCUCGCAAGAGGUCCUUGAAGAAGCUACUUGCCUCGUUUACCGGUAAGAAGUUGUUGGAGAAAAAGGGCAAGUUGUACUCCUCGGAGAAGAAUCUGAACGAGGAGCAGCGCGAACUCCACGAUUCCGGAUACGACGAGAGGUCCUGCUCCUCGUCUUCCUUGACAUCUCUAAUUUCCAUUACGGAGGUUCUGUUGCAUCAGGAGAACAGCUACGUCGAACCGGAAAGGAGAACCACCUUGAGUACAUUCCGGUCCAGGAAUUCGUUGAACGAGGACGAGGACGAAACGUUCCACAACUCGACGAUCUCUACCACGCGGGGACCGGGCGGAAAGAAGCUGCUCCUAACCGAGGUACCGCGCGAAGAACUGAAGCUAGAUCUCGGACCAGCCUACCCUCAACCUUCGAAAAUCCUGACCAUGUCUCUGGAUCGGAAGCCGAUUGGCAAAAAAGGUUCCAGCCCAGCUCCUGCGCGCUUCCGUCUUCCGAAAAUACCAAAGCAUCCGUGCCACGCGAGUAUACCCAAACAUCCGUUCGUUUCCGUGACAAAUAUGGACGUGGUUCGAAAUCCUUGCGUUUCGGAAUCAUCUGUGAUCGUCAAAAACGACCUGUACGAGGUGGAGUUCCGCAGAAGCAGCGUGGAUCUUAACUCGGUGGCUGACUCCUGUCGCAGCUCUUCCUCUACAGGCAGCAGUUACGACAUCCCGAGAACGUUCCUCUCGAAAUCUGAAACAGAAAUCGCGAAAGCUUGCCGCGCUUUGACCAGCAGAGAUAGCGCGGAGACGGUGUACGAUGUUCCAAGAGCAGCCUGCGAUUACCAAAGGCCGAGAUCCAGCGUUUACGAAGACGCGAUUUCGUUGAAGAGGAGAAGCUUCGGCACGAUGAAUUCGGGAUGGAUCUGUCCUGAUUUUCGCGGUCUUCCCAAUUACACGGAUAGCCCGCGCCGUUACGCCACCAUCGACUCGAGAAUCGGUAGGAUUUACCACGGUGGAGACCUGCAGAAUCCUAACGAUCCUAUCUACGACUUACCCAUCACAAACAAGAACAUACCUUCCUUCUAAACACUGCCAAAAAUUUUGCAAAUGCGCGUACGUGCUCUACUUCCUGUUACUCGAUCCGUAAACGUUCAACAUUUGGAUAGAUGCUUUAAUUUAUGUUUAAGGUAUAGGGUUAUAGAGGCUACCGACGCGAUCGAUCGUUCGAUUCAACGACUUUUUAUUCGUUCAACCCGAGACGUUACUUUACUCUCUAUUCGAAAUUUUAACCUUUGCCUAAUCAACAACUUUCUUACAAUGUGACUUAUCCUUUAUUCGUUAUUAGAAACUCGAUAUCAAGAGAAGAAUUUGGUAAAUUUUCGCUUCGAUUUACGCGACGCGACAAUCGAGUCUUCAACUGUAUAUGUGGUAUGAUUCGCACGAAGAAAAUUGUACAAAUAUUUUAAAAAAUUGAUAUAGUACUCGCGAUUCUUGUUAGUAUAACUUUGGAGUUUUUUAGGGUUUGGCUGUAGUAGGCGAGCGAGCAGUAUUUCAUCCUAGUUUUAAUCUUAUGCUUGCGAAAGCUGCAUGGAUUUUGCGUUUUUGCGCCGCGUAGUCUCGUAUAUUUCGCGAGAAAUAUUUUACGAGAUCUUUCGAUGCGACCAAUGAGACGGGGUUCUCUUUUAUUGGCGAAAGUAAAAGUUCCUCGAACUUGCCGUAAAAUUGGUGAAAGCGUGUAUGUGUAGUCUUCCCAUUUCCGAUGGAAAUGUUUGUACGAAAGACUCUUCCGUAUGGUGGUAUAGAUUCAUAAUUUGUCCAAUUUGUUUUCGCUUCGAAAACAAUCGAGGAGAACGAAACUUUGAAACGAUGCGCAGUCUCGUAUAUUUCCGUAAAGAAAUAUUCACGAAAGACUCGAAGCGGGCGUUGAAAUGGUACGCGUACCUUGUGAUCCUGCAACGUAUCGUCCCUAUGUAUACGCGGCAUGUACCACCUGUAUGUACAUUCCUGUAUUUUAAGAGUUAGGUAUAUCGUCGAUGUAAUUGUGAAUACGUUACAAUAGAUUCGUGACUGCCAAUUAAGUAUCGCAUAGGUAUGGCUGUUUUACUUGUACAUAUGUACCACGACGUAUUAUAUUGUACAUAUGUGUACACACGUACACGCUCGUGUUGGACUUUUUAAAUAAAUAUUCUUACAACGUUGGAAAA
Hylaeus volcanicus is the source of this 3401-nucleotide messenger RNA. RefSeq lists its product as uncharacterized. The coding region runs from base 148 to 2283 and encodes 711 amino acids. The transcript has 4 exons. Lineage: Eukaryota; Metazoa; Arthropoda; Insecta; Hymenoptera; Colletidae. The record is from RefSeq and is a predicted model, not a curated record.